Molecule: messenger RNA, 4469 nt
Organism: Wyeomyia smithii (pitcher-plant mosquito)
Lineage: Eukaryota; Metazoa; Arthropoda; Insecta; Diptera; Culicidae
Gene: cu
Product: nocturnin
Exons: 6
Coding region: 2262-3641 (459 amino acids)
Biological process (GO): circadian rhythm
Molecular function (GO): poly(A)-specific ribonuclease activity
Source: RefSeq, a predicted model, not a curated record
UGUGGAUUGAUAGAAAGGAUGUGACCUCUGGGAUUCAGUCUGGGACAAACGCAGUUAAUCCGACUGGAUCGGAGUACCCUUGAGUGGUGUCAUCAGAUAGUGAAAGUAUUCACAAUCAUCUGGUCUUUCCAUAGAAAACCACCACCUUUUUCGCAAGGUGGCCUAUGGGAGUUGUUUGUUGCAUAUAUUUCAGACGCUUCUUUGUGUGAGUGAGAUUACAGUUACAGUGAGUCGUCUUGUAGUACGUAAAUGAUAGAUAUAUGACGGCAAAGGAGUUUAUAGUUUUGUAGAGAUUUCCAAAAAAAAAGUUAGUUCGUGAAAAUUGUAAAUCAAAGGACGAUUGAGUUGGCGAACCAUUGCUGAUAAGAGCUGAUUAGAAAUGCAAUGCAGUUACUUAUCAAAACAAAAAAGUGAUUAGUUUACUGUCCGAUUACAGAGUCUGUCACCGAAACCGUUAAUAACCAACACCAGUAUAACGAAACUAGGGAGAGCAAAUCGUUACAUCUUGCAUGUUUACAUUUCUCUUAGUUUUAGUGCUCUUUUUAUUACCCAUAACUGAUCGCUCGGACGUUCGCUUGUGCAUUGAGAGUGACGCAUAUGUUUUCAUUUCGAAUCGAAAAGUGCAUUACUUGUGUUUGAGUGUCAACAAUUCAUUCAGAAAGAUCGGGUUUUUUAUGUCCUAUCACAAUAAAAACUAAUAACAAUCGCAGUUUUGAAUUAAAAAUGUCAUUUCGUAAAUAGUUUUUAACGAUUCGCUUAAUAGUAUGGUGAUGGUAGGCUAUGUUGAGACGUCUCCGUAUUUUGAAAUUCUCAAUACGCAAUUCUAUGUCUAGAAAUAACAUCAAAGUCAAGCCGUAUCGUAUCUAAAUCUGAAUCUGUAUGAAGAAAAGCAGCUUUCGUUUACACAAUCCUUAAUUAUUGCUAAAAUGUUCGUGAUAAACACAUUUGACAGCUGUGCUAACCGUCCCCUGCAACGCUUCAUUGAAUCUACGUGUUUCCGAUAGAUGCGCAUGCCUAAACACGUGAAGCUACAAAGGAAACAACACUUUCAUUGAAUAUUCAUUGGAAUAUCAGCUGGUUAAUCAAGACAAAUUUAUGCUCGUGACCAUCAAAAGGGUUUUAACGCGAAACCUCGACACUGCAUUCCACAUCUGGGAGGGCUCCGAUGCCGAAGCACAGAAUGCAGCAUAACUGCAUAGUUAAUGCUGCAACCCAAAUGACAUUGAAAAUUUUGGCUCGCCUUAACAUUGACUCAGAAAAAGUUGUUUGUAAUAGUUUGUAUGCACAGUAAAUAAUAUGAAUAUUACAUCAUGUUUUUUGUAGAAAUUUUUAUUUUAUUUUUAUUAGCUGUUUAUAGAUUCAACCGGUAUAGUAUAUUUUCUGCUUCAAAAUAAUUUUGUAGAAUACCCAUGAAAGUUGAUGCCACAGUAUAAUAAAUUUACUAUAUUUCUCUUUCGCACUGGAUGCUACUUGCAAUUUCAACAAAUAUCCCUAGAUCGUUGUCUUACCAUACUACGGUAAUUAGCUUUUCCACAUAAAACCAGAGAUUAAGCGGGAUUCUUCAAAAAAAAAAUGAGCAGUGGCUGAAUAUAUUUGGACAGUGAUUGCGCGUUCGAAGUGCGAAUUUUUGAAGUAGAACCAAGCAGUUUAUUGUGUUCCGGUUAACCUUAUCUCGUCCCUACAGUUUCCAAAUUUAGUUCGAAGUCUCUCACAAUCUGCCCUAAUUCUUCUCCAGAAUGCAUAUUCGGACUUAAGACGCGUUCAAGAUAUUUUCAUUCAUAACAUUAACGUUCCAACGCUCUCUGUGGGUGAAUUACUUUGCAUACGAUUAGUGUAAUUUUUUCCAACCAAAUCCACGUCGAAUUGUGCAAAUCGUGAGUGCACAAUGCCAGCCCGCGAAGGGAGUGUCACAAUGUUGAACUAUUCGACCGUCUAACCCCGGACAACAUUGUACCUUGUUGUGGGCCUCGCUCGUGUAAAAGUGGACGCCCCCGCAACGCAUCGCCAUUCUACGCCAUCUGGGCGAGGUAAUCUCGAUUCUUAUCUUUGGCGGGUUUUACGUCAGCUAAUGAAUAUGGAAGGGGUUUCUUCGUCUAUUCCCGUGUGUACGCGAAACUAAUUCACUAUGCAGCACGUGUUAGUGCUGUAUCCAGAGCAGAUUUACCGGACCUGUGGCUAUGACAAAUUUACGAUUUUUGAGCUCAGUCUUACACUGGUAGCCGUCAGAAAUAAUCUCUCCGUGAAAACUUCUAGCGUGGAAAAUGACGGACACAAACGACUUGGUAAACAGUUCAACGAAGUGCAAUGAACAAUCGCCACCGGGCGGGAAAAAGAAAACCCAUCUGCAGCGUAUUAUGCUGCAAAGAAUGGGUUCCUUUACGUCGGCACCCCAGAUCAAGAACGUCGACUAUCAGGAUGACCAGCUGGAGAUAUCCAACGGAAUGUCGAUUCCUGACCUGCUGGAGUACUGCCGGAUUGCACGCGGUGAAGAUCGGCCCCAGCUCGUAAAGCGAAAAUUUCUGCGACCAAACGAACGAACCGGUCAGCCGGAUCUGACCGACGGUUUUCGGAUGCUGACACUGGACGCCAUUUCCAAAACUUGUAGUAAGCCAACGACAAAUCCUGCUCAGCUCCGAAUCUUUCAGUGGAAUAUGCUCUCGCAAACACUUGGUAUGAACAACGAUGGAUUUGUUCGAUGCCCGGUUGAUGCACUGACCUGGGAAUGCAGACGAUAUCAGGUGAUACAGGAAAUCGUCCAGAAUGAUCCGGACAUUGUGUGUCUACAGGAGGUAGACCACUUCAAGUUCAUUCAGAAGAUCCUAGCCACCCAAAACUACGAGGGCGUGUUUUUCCCGAAGCCCGAUUCACCCUGUCUGUACAUCCACGGUAACAACGGUCCAGACGGUUGUGCAGUAUUCUUCAAAAAAGACCGCCUGGAGUUGAUCAACCACUUCACCCGUGUACUGGAGGUUUGGCGCGUUCAGAGCAAUCAGGUUGCGAUAGCUGCGCUGUUCCGUACGCGUGACACCAAUCAGGAAAUUUGUGUUACUACUACCCACCUGAAGGCCCGCAAGGGUGCCCUCCUCUCCAAACUGCGCAACGAGCAGGGCAAAGAUCUGCUGUAUUUCAUCGAUGGAAUUGCCCAGAAGCGACCGGUCAUUCUGUGUGGCGACUUCAACGCAGAACCAGUGGAGCCUAUCUAUAGUACGGUUUUAAACUAUAAACCACUUGGACUGUCCAGUGCUUAUUCUGACCUACUGAUAGAGGAACCGACGAAGGAAAACAACCUAAAUGUAUCCAAUAAAGAGCACUCCGGAUCCGCUCUACAGUAUCAAGCCAGCAUUGGAUCGAACCAUAGUAAUGAUGACGACUGCAGCAUCAGCUCUGCAGGAAGGACAAAAGCUGAACAAUCAGCUGCUUACGAACCACCCUACACCACAUGGAAGAUCCGUGAGGAAGGUGAAGUGUGCCACACAAUUGACUAUGUCUUCUAUUCCAAAGACCAGAUGACCGUCAAAAACUGCCUAAUGUUCCCAUCCGGAGAGGAGAUCAGCCCAGACCGAACGCCCAGCUUCCAGUACCCAUCAGAUCACUUCUCGUUAGUCUGUGAUUUCGAGCUGCAACCGGCACCAAGCAAUUGAAUUGAACACUAAAUAAAAUAGAAGCACAAGACGUAACACCAGUAUCGGUGCGGGAAAAUAAAACAUAAUGCUUCUUCUAAUGAAACAGUUAAUUGUUUGAAAACAAACAUCAUCAAUUGUACCGGAAGUAUCAAAUUAGCCUGUAAGGAAAAUAAUUCUUAAACGAACUUAAAAAUAUGUUUCGAUUAGAAUACAGCUCUUCCACGCGGUAGACAGCUAGCCCAUGCUAUAUAGAAAGUGGAAGCGAUUGCUUAUUACUUCUAACGGAAGUGAAAGUCAAAUCAAUGGAGUUGAUUUGAGUUUGUGUGAAUGAAAAUACUACAAAAUCGAUUAUAGUUGUACAGUUUGUGAUAAUAGUUGUGAUAUUAUUAAAAAACAAAAGCGCGUUAGUGCCCUUGAUGGGCGACCGCUAGCAGAACGUAGAAAAGAGUCUUGGAUUCGAUUUUUUAACUUUUAUCUGAGUACUUCACGAUUCAAUUACCCUAUGCUAAAUACCUAUCCUAACAACAUAUGCAAUUAUGAAACUUAACAUCGCAACCAAACAGCCAUAAUGAAACAUGUCUACGUUUAGAGUUAUGUGAUGAUUUUGUUUCCAAAAUGUGUGUAGAAUAAUCGAAUGAAGCAGUUGUAAGAUGUUGUGUUGGUUACUGUCAUUGUCAAUUACCCUUGAUAGCUAGGUGAAAACAUUGGGUCUACCAGGAAAAAAGUGUAUAGUUUUAAGUUCACAAAGUGACAAAACAAAUUAAACCAAUGUGUAUGUUGAAACGAAUAUUACCGUAAGUUUUGAAAUAAAAAUAAAACAAAAGCCAAUUCUGCUGAAGCCUUCAA